Molecule: messenger RNA, 1744 nt
Organism: Octopus sinensis (East Asian common octopus)
Lineage: Eukaryota; Metazoa; Mollusca; Cephalopoda; Octopoda; Octopodidae
Product: E3 ubiquitin-protein ligase RNF13
Exons: 12
Coding region: 300-1613 (437 amino acids)
Cellular component (GO): nucleoplasm; cytoplasm
Source: RefSeq, a predicted model, not a curated record
ACUGUCAUGUGACCGGGACCACGUGAUUAGAAUCGGCCAUGUUGUGCUUUCACAAUGUUAUCGUUUUAUUGUUAUCUCUAUCAUUAUUGUAGACUUUAAAACAACAACAACCGUCUUUGAUAAUAAUUAUUGCUUCGAAAUUACAGUUACAUUCCAUUGAAUAUAUAUACUUUGGGUACCUUGUUUUGAAAUUAACCCAAGACUCUGAGAUUAAUUUACACAAUUGCGGUAUGUGAAAGCCUAAAAAAAGGUUUUGUGCUUCAUAAAGAUUACAGUUACCAUUCUACAAAUCGUCUACCAUGUUGGAAUAUUAUAUAGGUCACAUCACCUUACUAUAUGCAGUUUUCAUUGUUUGUUUCUUUCACAUUACUUUAAUUGCUGCCGAUGUUGUUGUGAAAGACAGAUCCAGUGCUACUCUAAAAACAUUUGAAGACUAUCCUGCUAGUUUUGGACCAGGAAUUCCAAUGCAGGGGAUCAGAGGUCGCCUUAUCUACGUUGUACCUUCCGAUGGCUGCUCUUCUGUGGAUCCACCACCCCGAAUAGAUAAUGCCACUUUGUGGAUAGCUCUUGUCGCUCGUACACAUAAUCAGUGUGAAUUUUCCGAAAAGGUUCUUAAUGCUGAAAAAGCUGGCUUUAAUGCAGCUAUUGUCCAUAAUUAUUUCAAUAAUGAUGACUUAGUUUACAUGGGAUCAGGUGCUGUUGGCAAUGAAGUGAAAAUUCCCGCAGUUUUUGUUGGCUGGCACAGUGGUCAAGAACUAUCACAACAUUAUCAGUAUACUCCCGCAGAUAUUUUCACAGUGACCAUUGAUCCACGACCACCUUUCAAUGUGAAGAACUACUUGUUUCCGUUUGCUGCAGUGAUGGGUGGAUGUUUGAUGAUUGGCUGUGUUGUGAUGGUAAGUCAGAUGGGAAGAUCAUGCCGAAAUGUAGCAAGAAGACACCGAUCUCGUCUUCCCAGUAGACACCUGAAAAAAAUCCCUGUGAAAAAAUUCAAAAAAGGUGAAUCCUAUGAUGUUUGUGCUAUCUGUUUAGAUGAAUAUGAAGAAGGAGACAAACUCAGAGUUUUACCAUGUGCCCAUGCUUACCAUUGCAAAUGUAUUGACCCUUGGCUCACCAAGAACAAAAGGACCUGUCCAGUGUGCAAACGUCGAGUUAUUCCUCGAGACCAAGAUUCUGCGAGUGAAUCAGAUUCAGAAGAUGAUGAAAUUUCUCCAGCACCAACAGAACGAACCCCUCUUCUCGGCCAUUCUCAGAGUGAUAACCACGGCUCCACAUCAAGAUGGAAUAGUCGAUCAGAAUCUUCAGAUCCUGUAUCCAUUAAUUCUGAACUGGGUAGUGAUGGACCAGCUUCGAAUAACAGCUUGUCUGAACCAACCCUUGGAGCUGUUGGUGGUAUCUCUGCUGAAGAUGGCGUGGUUGGAACACGGGCCACUAAUUCUACUGCUGCUGCUUUAAUGAAGAAAACUCCUCUAGAAACGAUGAUGCAAGAUGUCGUGGCAUCUCCUCCUGAAAGUGAUAUAGAAGACAGCUGCAUUGAAGUACUGACUGUGGACCCUCACCUCCCAGAGUCCAUCACCUCUGAAUCCACCAGGGGUAGCAAUCAUGUCGUAUGAGGAGGAACUGUGUUUGGUGCGAGAGUGAGAGAAAGUGAAUAUAUAUAUAUGUAUAUAUAUAAUAUAUAUAUAUAUGUGUGUGUGUGUAUAUGUAUAUAUAUGUAUGUAUAUAUAAUAUAUAUAUAUAUAAA